This is a messenger RNA of Symbiodinium pilosum, 2079 nucleotides long. Lineage: Eukaryota; Dinophyceae; Suessiales; Symbiodiniaceae. The record is from the annotation of a GenBank genome assembly.
AUGGAAUUUCUCUCCAUUGACGAUCGCAUGACGGCUCAGGUUUGCACUUUGCAUGAGCAUAAGCGGAAGGCCAAGCUGAGAGAUAGAGCCGAUGUCAAUGGACUUGAUGGCCUUGUCAGUGCUCCGCGGCAUCGGAUUGGUGUGCUGGCUCGCCUGACUUCGGUCGUUGUCCGAAAGGGCUGCUGCUCUUCUUCAUUGCUCUCCGCUCUGCUUGGAGUGUGGAUACACAUCCUGAUGUUCAGGCGGCCGCUCUUUGGUCUCCUGCAAGUUGUAUUUUCUGAUGCGCGUCACGAGCCCAGGGACGAGGUGUUUGCAUUGCAACGUGAGUCGUUGAACGAACUGCUUUGCCUUUGCCUUUUGGCGCCUCUUGCUCAAACGGACCUCAAAGUCGAUUACCUGCCUUUCUUGUGUGCGAUGGACGCAUCGCCAAGUGGUGGCUGCCUUUGCUCGGCCGCUAUGCCUGCUUCAGAAGCGCAAGAACUGUGGCGCUUCUCGGAGCAACGCGGAUUCUAUACCCGCUUGCUGGGCCCGGCUUCUGCUUUGCUUGCUGAACUUGGUUUGGAGUUCAUGCCUGAGUUCGGGCCUGAUUGCGAAUUGGAUUCUGCGCUGCAAGCCUCUGUGCGCUCCACUGGCGCUUCAAACAGGCCUCCUCUGUUGCGUCCUGCGCAAGAAGGCGUUUUAUUCAGCGUGGUCGACCUUUUCAGUGGCUCUGGUCAUUGGUCUUCGUGUCAUGCCGCCGUGGGACCCGUUGCCCACCCCGGCGUUGAUAUUCCCAAUUCCUCUGGCCGGAUGUUGGAUUUUGCCCUUGACGGCGCGUUCCACGAGCUUUGUGCUCUUGCCUUGCGCAGGGUUGUUCGAGAGUGGCACGGCGGGCCGCCGUGCCUUACGUACGGGACUUUGAGACGUCCCCGCUUGCGCAGCAAAGCCCAGCCAUUCGGUUUCAACCCGGAUGACCCUUUGCUGAUGGCGGUAGGCAGUUCAGCUGCUGAGAGGGGCCGUGCCACAGCAAUGUCCACGCUUCCUUACACGCUUGGGGCUGGUCUGUAUCCUGGCGGACUCCAUGUGUGCUCGGAGAAAAACCGUAGUGACGGCCCGUCGCGUGGACGGAAAGUUGCUCCCCCUUCGCGUGACAUUCCGGCCUGGUACCUUGACCUGUGCAAAGGCUACACUCAGCGUUUCGACCUCCUGUGUGCCUCCUGCGCAGUUUCCCGUGUUCUGGGACGUUGGCUUCGCCUUUUGCUUCUGCUUGCUGGUGAUGUCGAGCUCGAGGAACCCUGGGCCUGGCCGCUCACUCGUUCCACGUUGUGCCCUCGACUUGCAGUCCGGCUUUGCAGCUUCAACGCGUCGCAAGAUGACCAAGGCCCUGGGUGCCUUCAUGACCUGGGUAUGCAGCGCUUGUGCCUCGAUGCUGAUGCUGUUCUCAGCAGUUCGCGCUCUGCAGCGCUGGCCUUACGUGGGUUUGGGCUUUACUUGUACGCCGCAGGGCAUCCCAGAUACCUGCUUGUUUAUGCGAUCACAGCUGUUCAGGAUUUGCAUCCUGAGUACCGUUCACGCUUGACACCAGCUUGGCAGGUCGAUAAAAAGUGGCAGCAAACCGAACCAGGUGAAUGCCGUCCGGUGAUCUCUCAGCCUAUUCUUGAAGCCGCUGUGGCUCUGGCCAUCUGUUGGGGAUGGUUUGAUUGGGCUGCUCUCACUUUGAUCGGCUUCCUGUGUAUGCUGCACCCUUCCGAGAUGGUGCCUCUUGUGCGUCAGGACAUCGUGUUUCCGGAAGAUGCGAUGUCCGGUGACUGCAUUGCUUACGUGCAUAUUCGUAAUCCCAAAACCCAACGCUUUGCGCGACGGCAACAUUGUAGACUUGAAGACUCCCUUACCCUACGGUUACUUAGCUCCUUGUACCUGUCCCUCCCUUUCAAUGCCAAGCUCUUCCGUGGCUCGCUUCAUACAUACAGGCGGCAAUGGAACGCUAUCAUGGAGCGCCUUGGCGUUCCGCGUACUCUUGCAAGCAAGGGCGCUACUCCCGGCGUUCUCCGUGGAGUGGUGCCACCUUUAUGUAUUUGGAAACGGAAGACCUUCCUUUGA